GUGUUUUUAACUCUGCCUUCUCAGUCUACAGACUAAUGCUUUUUCCCUGCUGCAGCUUUCCACUUUCCCUGGGAUUUAGCAAAAAUAUUUCCCUUGCUGGAGACUUAAAUGACACCAAGCAAAUCCUACUUAGUUUAGAUUUCCAGGAACUGGAUGUUGAAAAGCAAGGAUGAAGUUGGCAGGACUGUUCUGCUUUCUUGUACUUAUCAUUUGUCACACUGACUUAGGGCAAAAUGAAGAAACCCCUAGGAAGCAAAGGAAGAAGAUGCAUUAUAAAAGACUGAGAAAAAAUUCCAAGUCAAACCAAGGAUCUAGCAGUCAGCUCAGAACUGGGCAGACUAUGAUAGCCACUCCAUCAGCAACACUUGCCAUGGUUAACCUGGAUUACAGCAUGGAGGAUAAAUUUGAAUCUUUUUCAAGUUUUCUUGGAGUAGAAUCAAGCUAUAAUGUGAUACCAGGAAAGAAGGGACGCUGUGUGGUAAAUGGGAUGACCAUGUACAACAGAGCUGUUUGGUCCCCUGAGCCCUGUACUACCUGCCUCUGCUUGGAUGGACGAGUGCUAUGUGAUGAGACCGCCUGCCCCCAUCAAACAUGCCCCCAGACAGUCACACCUGAAGGAGAAUGCUGCCCUGUCUGCUCUGAUACUGCCUCCUACUUGCUACUCACUGGCAUAGCAUUAAAUGAUAGAAAUGAAUUUUCUGGUGAUUCUUCAGAACAAAGAAAGCCUAUCGAUUCACUUCAUAAGCAGUUGCCACCUCCUCAAGUGGACACAAACCAUGCACUGAGGAAAGAGGAAUUUCAAUUUGAGGAGGAUGAAGAGGAAAUUAAAGAAGAUGAAAGUAGGGAAGGAAAUAAAAAGACCUCUGGGCCUAAAAAUCAGGGGAGACUUCCCAAUGAGGGGCAAAGCAGAGACAGGGGGAUAAAGAGGCCUGGAGAGGAGGGGAAGCAGGUGCGCCAGCUGGGAAACCCAACCAGCAAGAAGGAUGAGGAGGAUGAGGGGAACCAGGAGUCCAAAGAGGAUGAGGAGGACGAGGACGUCAGAGGAGAUGCCUUCAGGAUGCCCUCACGACUCCCCAUACCUGCUCCUCCCAGAGGCCAGCCAUCUCUGCCCAGCAGGUGCGCUCUGUCCUACAAGACCAUCAGUUGUAUCGGCACUGACCUCACACAGAUACCACCACUAACAGCAUCAGAGAUAACAAGCCUGGAGCUCAUUGAUAAUUCCAUCAUCUCCAUUCCGGAUGAAACAUUUAAUGGAUUACCCAACUUGAAAAGGCUUGAUCUGAGCAGAAAUAAUAUCAGCUCUUCAGGCAUAGGUCCCAAAGCCUUCAAGCGUCUGAAGAAGUUAACGCGCCUGAAUAUGGAUGGAAAUAAUCUGGUAGAGAUUCCUUCAGGAUUACCAUCUACAUUAGAAGAACUUAAAAUCAAUGAGAACAAUCUUCAGGCUCUGGAUGAAGAAAGUUUAUCAGGCUUAAAUCAAUUGGUCACCUUAGAAAUGGAAGGGAACAAUCUCAGUGAAAUCAAUGUCAAUCCACUAGCUUUCAAACCUCUGAAGAGCCUAUCCUACCUGCGUCUGGGAAGAAAUAAAUUCAGAAUUAUACCACAGGGUCUUCCUGAUUCUAUUGAGGAAUUGUACCUAGAAAAUAACCAAAUUGAAGAAAUAACUGAACUUUGUUUUAAUCGUACCAGAAAGAUCAAUGUCAUUGUAUUACGCUAUAAUAACAUUGAAGAACACAGGAUUGCUCCUUUAGCCUGGAUAAAUCAAGAGAAUCUAGAAUCAAUUGACCUCUCCUACAACAAGCUCUACCAUGUUCCCUCCUAUCUACCCAAGUCCCUGCUGCACCUCGUGCUCAUAGGGAAUCAGAUAGAGCGCAUCCCUGGCUAUGUGUUGGGCCACAUGGAGCCAGGUCUGGAAUACCUGUACCUGUCAUUUAACAAACUCACUGACGAUGGGGUGGACCGGGUCUCGUUCUAUGGAGCCUAUCAUUCUCUGAGAGAAUUGUUUCUGGAUCACAAUGACUUAAAAUCUAUACCACCUGGGAUACAAGAAAUGAAAGCACUACAUUUCCUGAGGUUGAACAACAACAAGAUAAGGAAUAUUCUUCCAGAACAAAUUUGCAAUAUUGAAGAAGAUGAUGAUUCAACCCUGGAACAUCUUCAUCUUGAAAACAAUUAUAUUAAAACAAGAGAAAUAUCAUCGUAUGCAUUUUCAUGCAUAAGAUCAUAUUCAAGCAUCGUUCUUAAACCACAAAAUAUCAAGUAAUUUCAAGUUUUCCUUACCAUUUCUAAAUUGUAGUCUUAUAUUUAUUGCAGAAGCAUUUGUCAUCAGUAGAAAAGACAAGCCGCCUCAUGUUAUAUUCAGUAUCUUUAAGCAGGCAACCAGAUCCACCAAUCCACAGAUGAACAACCAAAAACACAGCUACAAGGUUUAGUCUUCCAGCAGUAUUAUUGACAGUUACAGUUUCACACCUCUAGAAAGAAACCAUUCUAUUGCAAGGUUUUUCUCCUGAGAACAGUAUGUUAUGUGCACUGCAGAGCUAGACUGGGAAAAUCUGGAACAACAGACUUCAGUAUUACCAUGAGUUGAGACUCCCCUGUAUCCUUUUAAAAAUGUUGUAUGCUAUGGUUCAAAACCAAGAAGUAUAUGACAGGGAGAAGUAACAGGUACAAUUUGUGAAUUAGUGUUUUGUUUAUUAUUCUAUUGUUAAAACAACAGUAAGACCUUAAUGCUACAACUAUUGUAUAAAUAGUUAUAGGCUUGACUUUGCAGCCUUCUAUUGAUUACAUGUGUGAAAUAAAAACACUAUUUCAAAGUUAAUUUCCAGUUUUUGAGAAUUGUACUAUGGCAUGUAAGUGGUUAUUAAAAUUAGGGGAGGCUCAGAGCAGGGUGCAAGCAAAACUCCAUAGUAAUUUUGAGACUUUUCCUUAAGUCUAAAAAGUAUUUUAAGGGCCUCCCCGGUGGCGCAGCGGUUGAGCGCUGGGUUGCGAAACUGCCUGCAGCUUCUGCAGCCGGUUCAAUCCCCGGCUGCUCCCCGGCCACCGGAGGAGGGUCCCACAUGGCGCGCAGACCUCUCCUGCCACCCGCUGCUCCCCUCAGCAGUGUCCUUCGGUCCUUCUACCUGCUCUGCUCCCUGCUCUGGCUCUGGUGAAUUCUCUCACCCUCCCGCGCUUCUGACUGUACCCAGUGCAUGUAUAAACCAAACAAACAAACAAAUAAUAAAUAAAUAAAUAAGACAUGCCUCUAGAAAAUUAAAAAAAUAAAUAAAUAAAAAAAAAAUAAAAAGUAUUUUAAGAUCAACCUCACUAUUCUUUACUCAGGAUCAACAGAUUUUAUGAAAGCAGCAGCAUUUGUUUAAAAUAAGUUAAUUAUCUUUGAUUAUAACUUGGUAAAUGUAGACCCAAUGCACGAAAUUUUGAAAUUUUUUUCUCCAUUGGUCAUUGUUAAUGUCAUCUUCUUUGCCCUAAUUUACUCAACUGUAUCCUUUUAUUCAGCUCAAUAUAACACAAAGCUAUUAGUAUUUACGAUGUACUAGACUUCACCAAAACCAUUUAAUAAAAUUUUCAUCAUGUAGUGGUCUUCUAUCUUAUGUGUAAAUGACACAUAUGAAAACUAUGCUGACUUCUGCCUGUUAUUCUCA
Molecule: messenger RNA, 3635 nt
Organism: Talpa occidentalis (Iberian mole)
Lineage: Eukaryota; Metazoa; Chordata; Mammalia; Eulipotyphla; Talpidae
Gene: ECM2
Product: extracellular matrix protein 2
Exons: 11
Coding region: 170-2260 (696 amino acids)
Biological process (GO): positive regulation of cell-substrate adhesion; extracellular matrix organization
Cellular component (GO): extracellular matrix
Molecular function (GO): heparin binding; protein binding; collagen V binding
Source: RefSeq, a predicted model, not a curated record